AGGCGGCUUUUGGUCACAGUUCCCCAGCUCUCCAAACUGGGCUGCGGAGCCAGGGGAAGAGGGAGGAGAGAAAAGGGAGGGGGUGCCUGCGAGGCGGAGGCUCACGCGCCUGCGCAUCCAGCUCCAGGGACCCUAGGUUUUUCUAUGGGAUUCCCAAUCUGCAGCAGAGAUUCACCCGAGCGUGUUGCGGCGGCGGCUGGGCUCGCGAGGCGCGAUUCAAGAGGGAUUUAAGCAGCCCAGAGCUCCAAGAAAAAGAGAGAGAGAACCACACACAGAGACGGCUUAACCGUUUAUCCGAAUUAAAUAUAUAUAUAUAUAUUUUAAAAGAACUGUUGAGUUUUAUCAUUUUCGUUAAGUGACCGUGCGCAGCGCUAUAACUGUAGAAUGGGGAAACAGAAUAGCAAACUGGCCCCCGAAGUCAUGGAGGACCUGGUGAAGAGCACAGAGUUCAAUGAGCAUGAACUCAAGCAGUGGUACAAGGGGUUCCUUAAGGACUGUCCAAGCGGGAGGCUGAACCUUGAGGAGUUCCAGCAGCUGUACGUGAAGUUCUUUCCUUAUGGAGAUGCCUCUAAGUUUGCCCAGCACGCCUUCCGAACCUUCGACAAGAACGGGGAUGGCACCAUUGACUUCCGAGAGUUCAUCUGCGCCCUGUCCAUCACCUCCAGGGGCAGCUUUGAGCAGAAGCUGAACUGGGCCUUCAACAUGUAUGACCUGGAUGGGGACGGCAAGAUCACCCGGGUGGAGAUGCUGGAGAUCAUUGAGGCUAUCUACAAAAUGGUGGGCACUGUGAUCAUGAUGAAAAUGAAUGAGGAUGGCCUCACGCCUGAGCAGCGAGUAGACAAGAUUUUCAGCAAGAUGGAUAAGAACAAAGAUGACCAGAUUACACUUGAUGAAUUCAAAGAAGCUGCAAAGAGCGACCCUUCCAUUGUAUUACUUCUGCAGUGCGACAUUCAGAAAUGAGCUGAUGUCAAUGCUAUGGACUGCACAGAAGUCUUGAUGUUCCAUUCAGUCUGCAGCUAUUCACAUACACACACACACACACACACAUACACACACAUACACACAAAUAUUGCUUGGACUACCUAUAAAUGGACUUGCUUCUUGUGUUUAACACUUGUGUGCAUGAGAAUGUCAUUUGCUAAUGAAUUUUAAAAGCAUAUAUUAUAAAACAAAACAACCUGCCACAAUGUGAUAUGUGUAAUAUUUCAUUAAAAAAGAAAACCUCCUCCAAAGCCUGGGCAGAAAUGUGCUGCGAAGAGUUACAUGAUUUCUUGUACAUGUUUUGCUGAUGCUCGUGAAUCCUUGAUUACAUGAUGUUAGUAGCACUGAGACCACCCUCGGUAAUGUAACUUAAUUAUGAGCUGCGUCACCAUUCUCCUGUAAAAUAGUACUAGACAGACACACAGUGGGGCAGGGGGCUUGGCCCCUGUGUUUGGUCCACACACAAGAGCUUGUAAUAUCAGUGAAUAUAAAUGUACUACAUUUGCAUGCCUUUUGGGUUUGCCUUAAUUCUUACCUCAUUUGCAUCCUAUCAAAAUCUGGAAAGCGCUGUUUUGAAUGAAUGCAGUGUAAAACUUAAAAAUCCUACUAAAUGACUCAUUAAGUGUAUCUGUCUAUCUAUAUAUACAUAUACACAAAGAUAUUAUUUAUUGAAAGUAAAAAAUGAUGGAAAUGUAUUGAUUUCUGUUUGAGUUUUCAAAGGUUUCAAAAAAAGGUGGCAAUAGAUGUCCCAAAUAAAUUUAUAACAUUUUAUUUAUUCCCCUUAAUCCUUAUUUUAUAAUUUUAAAAUUUAAAACAGAUGUUCAUAAUAAUCAAGGGACAGCUAGCAACAACUUACCACUAUCAAACACGCACCUUUGAAGAAUUAAUGACAAAAAGAACAAAUGAAACUUUUCAUCCAGGCCCACUUCACCAAAGAAAGACAAUCAAUAUGGCAUGUAACAUUUAAAGAAAACAGAAUACUUGUUCAUUCUGAAAAAAAUGUUCAUUAUCUGACAAUAAACUUUAAC
Messenger RNA from Castor canadensis (American beaver), 2009 nucleotides. It is a transcript of the gene Vsnl1, whose product is annotated as visinin like 1. The record is from RefSeq and is a predicted model, not a curated record. Gene Ontology annotation, molecular function: calcium ion binding. Lineage: Eukaryota; Metazoa; Chordata; Mammalia; Rodentia; Castoridae.